AUGGACGCCGCCGUCGCCGAGAAGGACGAGGCCGCGGCCGUGGCCGUCACGGCCGCUGCGAGGGAGGAGAAGGUGGAGGAGGCGGAGGAGGAUGGGCGAGCGAAAUCCAUCACGGCAGCUCACCGCCCGCAACCGCAGAUCGAAUCAAUCAGCACACGGUCUCUCCGCCCGCCACGCCACCAAACCGUCGUGAUGCCGCUCGCCUCCGCCCGGCCGCCGCCGUCGGAGCAGGGCCCGAGCGCCUCCCCCUCCUUUGCCCCGGCGGCGGACUCCUCCGUCGCAGCCCUCAUCAGCGGCGAGGUGGUGACGCCGAUGGUCGUGUUCGUCAACUCCAAGAGCGGCGGCCGCCACGGGCCCGGGAUCAAGGUGCGGCUCCACGAGCUCAUCAGCAAAGAGCAGGUGACGACCUGCACGAUCCAAGUAGCUCGGUAGAUUUCAUACAUGCACCGAGUAGUUUACUAUGCAGAUAAUUUCUUUUUUGAAGCAAAGGGAUUGCUCCACCUAUUUUCAUUAGGGAAACUAGCCCACUACAGAGACAGUAUAUCCUAUCUAGGUCUCUCUAUUUUCUUCUUACGUAGCUUUUAGUCUGUAUUUCCUUGAUAGAUGAAACUAUGGAGCGAAACAUGAGUUGUACUGUCAA
Molecule: messenger RNA, 640 nt
Organism: Hordeum vulgare subsp. vulgare (domesticated barley)
Lineage: Eukaryota; Viridiplantae; Streptophyta; Magnoliopsida; Poales; Poaceae
Exons: 1
Coding region: 1-432 (143 amino acids)
Source: RefSeq, a predicted model, not a curated record